Molecule: messenger RNA, 818 nt
Organism: Dermacentor andersoni
Lineage: Eukaryota; Metazoa; Arthropoda; Arachnida; Ixodida; Ixodidae
Source: RefSeq, a predicted model, not a curated record
AGCAGAAUCUUAGCAGAGUUCGCUGACAACAGAAGAGAAGACUGGACUUGCAUGACAGCAUGCUCCGUCCUCAGCCAACCAGCCUUUUUGCUCUUUUCAUCAUUACAUAUGCCCUGGGCCAAGAGCUUCCUUUCAAGCCUGGCUGCACGAAAGAACAGCUGAAUGACUGCGGCUCGGAUUUCCUCAUCUACAGCAACGUCACGCGGCUCCCCGAGAGUGGACAAGAAUUCCUCAACAAUUGCGAGUACCUGUCUAAUCAGCUGUCAUGUGCCCUAAAAUUCUCGAAAGACUGCCUGGAGGGCCUUCCAAGAGUGGCUGCCCUGCUAAGCUUGACAGGUAUGGAAGAACAAUACGAAGCCGUCUGCACUGAAGGUACCGAGCACAACGAACUGUACACCAAAGGCAUCGGAUGCAUGAAUGAAGCUGGCGACCAGUUGCACCGCUGCAUGGUCACCAUGCGCGACGACAUGGAGACCGGUCUGGUGGCUGCGCCACGAAAGCAGAUCAUUCAUUACUCCUGUUGUGCGUUCCACAAGACCCAGGACUGCUUCGACGAUGCCCUGGCUCAGUGUCCCAACACUGCCGCAAAGGAAUUCAUGGACGACGUCAUGGAAAAGGUCUUCGGGGAAGUCUUGGGACUCGUGUGUGGCCAGUACUCGAGGGGCUCGACAGCCUGCAAGGAGCUGCCAGUAUUGACGCCACCAGAUUCCGAAAACUUUGGCAACAUGGACCUCUUCGAGCUAGCCAUACAAAACGCGGCCAUCCUAGGCUCAAGGGGCAGUUCGUAGUCGUGGCUUGAAAUAAAGCUUUCAGCGCAA